Leptopilina heterotoma is the source of this 1591-nucleotide messenger RNA. RefSeq lists its product as uncharacterized. The record is from RefSeq and is a predicted model, not a curated record. The transcript is spliced from 6 exons. Gene Ontology annotation, cellular component: mitochondrion. Lineage: Eukaryota; Metazoa; Arthropoda; Insecta; Hymenoptera; Figitidae. Bases 268 to 1008 code for a protein of 246 amino acids.
UUGUAUUAAUGUAUUCAUCACCCGUGGUAUUCAUUCUGCCGAUUCUGCCUAUAGACGUGACCGACGUGACCAUUAAACUUAACCUAAAAUAUUUAUCAAAAUGUUUUAAUUCUAUUAUUAUUCAUGAAAUUGUUUAUAAGAAUAUCUUGAAAGGUGUUUAAAUAUGAAAGUUCACAAAUAUAGUUUCAGUUACAGAAUACUUAACUUAAAUUUAUAAGAAUUUAAAGUCUUAAUAAAAGUUUAAAAUAAUUCAGAAAUUUUUGAAAAAUGGAUUUAAUUGUCUAUCAUCAGAGGAUGAAACUCUAUAGUUUAUUUAUUAGGACGGUUUCAAAUUACUUGCCAAGUACAUGUUUUCAAUCAACUAAUUCAGUAACACAAUUUAAUAGAAGACUACAAAGUGGUCCUUUUAGAGAAUAUUCUACAAAUUUUGAGAAGUCAAUCUGCCAAAGAAUUUUACCAACUUAUAUUUGUACAAAUCGAAAAUUUGUUGACAAUGAGUAUCAUAAAUUUCAAUCUAGAGUUUGUAAAUACACCACUGAUAGUUCUAGAAAAGAAAAUGAUUCUUGUCAAGUUGAACAAACUCGUUUUCAAAAGAUGAAACAAAUGGCGAAAGAUUAUUGGUAUAUUUUAAUUCCCGUGCACGUGGCUACGUCGAUUAUAUGGUUUUCAGUAUUUUAUAUAGCUGCAAAAAAUGGCGUUAAUGUUGAAGAAGUUCUGAGAUAUUUACAUUUAAGUGAAACAUACCUGGAAAAAAUUCGAAAUUCUAGUGCCGGUCACUUGGCAGUGGCAUAUGCUUUGUAUAAAGUGUGUACACCUUUCAGAUAUACUGUCACUCUUGGAGGAACAACAAUGACCAUCAGAUAUCUUAAUAAAUGGGGAAUAAUGAAAUUUAAAACUCCGGAGAAAAUGAAAGAUAUGCUGUCGAGUAAAACAGUUGUGCAAACUAAAGUUGAGCUUGGUAAAAUAAAAGAGAAAACGAAAACUGUGACUGGUUCUUCCAAAACGUAGCAUUAAAUUGCUUAUUUCGAUUUUUAUAAUAAUUAAAAGUAUGUGAGUUAUAUAUAAGUUAAUAAUUUACGCUAAUGUUUAUUGUAACAUUAUCAGCAGCGGACUUGUUGACUUUAUUAUUAAAUAGAACUAUAAAUUGUAACUAAAAUCACAAAAAAUACAAUAUUUUUAUUUAUUUUACUUUGUGUGAGCCCGGGAAAUAUUUUCUACAUUUUGGAGCACCCUCACCAAUUUAAUGAAACUUGGUAAUAUUGCAUUGAUGAUGCAUUGGUGCUUCGAAGUGAGGGAAAUACCUCCUGGGCUCACACGUUUAUGAAAUGUAAAGAGUCUGUUAUUUCAUUAAUCUUGCUUCUGCAAUCAAGAGAAUCUUGGGGAGAUGAUAAUUCUUUGUACAUAAACUCAAUGUUAAUAUUUAAAAGAAAUCUUUGAAAUAUGUGCAACUAUAGCACAUCGAACAUCUAUGUAUUUUCGAAGUAAAAUAUUAAUUUCUAUAUCGUGCAAGUGCGAAUGUAUUUAUGAGUACAGUGCAGUCACUAAUUCUUUAUAACAAAUAAAAGAAUUUAAUUCUUGUUAGACCUCAAAA